CAGAAUAUACUGAAAACUGCAGCAUCUGACCGUAGAUCAGAAAUGAAGCUCCUCGAAGAAUGUCAAAGGAGGCAGGAAAAGAAGUUGUCUGGAAUCCAGAAUGAAGCUCAGAUUUUGGAGCAGCAUAUUACAUCAGAGUUUUCCAAGCUGUGCCAAUUUCUCCAGGACAAGGAGCAGCAACUGAAACAACAGCUCAAGGAGGAAAAAGAAGGAAUUCUGGGAAAGAUAGAGGAAAACUUGAGGAAAAUUGAAGAGAUGAAGGAAGAAGUUCAGAAGAAGAUCUAUGGAAUUCAGUCAAAACUGGAACAGAAGGAUUCUUUGCAUUUUCUCACAGGGAUCAAAAUAAUAAAGAAAAGGGCCAUGGAAGAACAUAAGUUUAAUGAAAGGGAAGGCAAUGAAGAUGACAGUCUGAGUUUGGGGGAAUACAAAGGCCCUCUACAAUACACAGCUUGGAAGGAAAUGCUGUCUCAUGUCAACCCAGGUUUGUCUCACCUGACCUUGGACCAAAAGAAAGCACAUCCUCACCUCAUUCUGACUGACAACCUGACCAGUGUGAUGUACGGUGAUGUUAAACUACAGCUCUCUGACAACCCUGAAAGAUAUGAUUCACGUCUCUGUGUGCUGGGAUCACAGGGCUUUACAUCAGGAAGACAUUAUUGGGAAGUGAAAGUGUGGAACAAAACUGACUGGGAUGUGGGUGUCACCAAUGAUUCCAGCAGGAAGAAGGGGAAAGUUGAUAUGAACCCAGAGCAUGGCUACUGGAUUGUAGUCCUGAGGUCUGGAAAUGAGUACCGGGCUCAGGAUUUAACACCCAAGGAUCUCAAGCUCACUGUGCAGCCCAGGAAGGUUGGAGUGUACCUGGACUAUGAGGGGGGUCAGGUAUCAUUUUAUAAUGCUGAUAACAUGUCACACCUCUACACCUUCACUGACACCUUCACUGAGACGCUGUACCCCUUCUUCAGCCCUUGUUGUAAUGUAGGUGAUAAAAAUAAAGAGCCACUAAAGGUGUUUCACAUGAAGCUGUAAAUUCAGACUUCACAUCUAGGCCUAUCAAUAUGGGACUUUAUGUAGCCAACUCCAUAUGCAAUGUAUUUUCAGACCCUGUACAUUAGAUGAAAUGAUAUUAAUAAAGAAUGCAGGAGUCACAAGGUGAUUUUUAAAUAUAACAGUAGUGGAAUUCCAGUCCAGUAACUGGAUAUUUGAUAGGUUAUGCCAGCUGGUUGAGCAGUGACUAAGCAAUACAACUCAAUAUGGAUAAACAUGACAACAGACAAGCUAUUUAAUGUUUAAUUGGUUUAUUCUGUAGUAAUAUUAAACUGUUUUCAUAUUAGUGAUGUGAAUAAAACAGAAACAGAAUGAACAGCAACAAUCUUGUUUUUUUUCAUAUAAAAUGUAACUGAAAUGUGUCCACAGAUCAGUUCCUUAGGUCUGGUGUUCUUUACAAUCACCACUACCUAUAUAUCCUAUUAGCCAAUAGCACAACAGCAAUGAUAACAGAGACAUUAUGUAUAGUAAAGGAAAUAGAAGAAGCAAGGGUUAUAGUUAUAACAUGACUUCAGUAGCU
Messenger RNA from Protopterus annectens (West African lungfish), 1564 nucleotides. Its product is annotated as zinc-binding protein A33-like. Lineage: Eukaryota; Metazoa; Chordata; Ceratodontiformes; Protopteridae. Bases 43 to 1026 code for a protein of 327 amino acids. The record is from RefSeq and is a predicted model, not a curated record. The transcript has 5 exons. Gene Ontology annotation, molecular function: protein binding.